GUUUAAGACAGAGCCCAGAGUGCUCAAAUUUACGCGUGCCACAUAACUUGGAUCACUAUUUCUUCUUCUUAGUUCUCACUCUCACUGUCUCCGUCGUCUUUUUCUCCAAAGUUUCGGUGCUGACGGAUAGAACACUACCUAUUCAGCCGCCAUGCACACUCUCCUCCGAUCCACUCUCAGGACCAAGACUGCUUCAUCUUUAGCAUAUGCUGUGGUUUCCAGAAGUGCUCACGAAAAUCUCCUUCAGGCUCCCUUAUUGUCUAGAUCAAAUAGCACUGAGGCUUCAUUGGCAAAGGAUAAUUCCUCUAAUGAUGUAAAAAAUGGUCAAGGGUACAAAGGUCAUAGUAUGCUUGCUCCUUUCACGGCUGGGUGGCAGUCUUCUGAUUUGCACCCUCUGAUCAUAGAAAAGUCAGAGGGAAGCUAUGUAUAUGACAUUAAUGGGAAGAAAUAUCUUGAUGCACUUGCUGGUCUAUGGGCCACUUCUUUAGGGGGAAGUGAGCCACGCCUUGUUGAUGCUGCCGUUGCACAACUAAAGAAGUUGCCAUUUUACCAUUCCUUUUGGAAUCGAACCACAUUACCUUCUUUGGAUCUAGCAAAGGAACUCCUAGAAAUGUUCACAGCCAGAAAAAUGGGGAAAGCUUUUUUUGUUAAUAGUGGAUCAGAAGCCAAUGACACUCAGGUGAAACUUGUAUGGUAUUAUAACAAUGCGCUUGGAAGACCAGAUAAGAAGAAAUUCAUAGCUCGUGCUAAAUCGUAUCAUGGUUCAACAUUGAUAGCAGCCAGUCUUUCUGGCCUUCCGGCUCUGCAUCAAAAAUUUGAUUUGCCAGCUCCUUUUGUAUUACACACUGACUGUCCACAUUACUGGCGGUAUCAUCUUCCAGGUGAGACAGAGGAAGAAUUUUCAACCAGAUUAGCCAAUAAUUUGGAGCAGUUGAUUCUGAAAGAGGGACCAGAGACUAUUGCUGCAUUUAUUGCUGAACCUGUAAUGGGGGCAGGAGGUGUAAUACCUCCACCAUCAACUUAUUUUGAGAAGGUCCAAGCCGUUGUCAAGAAGUAUGACAUUCUUUUUAUUGCAGAUGAGGUAAUAUGUGCCUUUGGAAGGCUUGGGACAAUGUUUGGAUGUGACAAGUACAACAUUAAGCCAGACCUUGUAUCCCUGGCUAAGGCACUAUCUUCUGCAUAUUUGCCAAUUGGAGCUGUCCUUGUAAGCCCGGAAAUAUCAGAAGUUAUACAUGAUCAAAGCAACAAACUAGGUUCAUUUUCUCAUGGUUUUACUUAUUCUGGACACCCUGCAGCCUGUGCAGUUGCAAUUGAAGCACUCAAGAUCUAUAAGGAAAGAAAUAUUGUUGACCAAGUGAACAAGAUCGCCCCAAGGUUUCAAGAUGGCAUAAAAGCUUUUUCUGACAGUCCCAUCAUUGGAGAGAUACGGGGAACUGGCUUGAUUCUGGGCACUGAGUUCACAGACAACAAGUCACCUAAUGAUCCAUUUCCUCCUGAAUGGGGAAUAGGUGCCUAUUUUGGAGCACAAUGUGAGAAGCAUGGGAUGUUAGUUCGUGUUGCGGGAGAUAACAUCAUGAUGUCUCCACCAUAUAUUAUAUCUCCUGGAGAAGUUGAAGAGUUAAUCAGCAUUUAUGGGAAAGCUUUGAAAGAAACGGAAAAGAAGGUACAGGAGCUCAAGUCUCAGCGCAAGUAGCUUAGGCCUCAUGAUGGAAUAAUAAACUCUGCUGCGCCCACUUCCGGGGGAAAAGGAAAUAUUGUAGUAACUUGAUAAGACUUUGUUCCAACCUUUUCGUUAUUGUAAAUGUCAAUAAAUUGGUUUCCUAGUUGCUUCCUAAUUAUAUGUUGUAGUUAUACAUAUGCUUAGAAUAAUGCUCGUUACACAUCUCCACAUUGCAUGUAGCAUAGCCUCUCAUUAAUGACGUGGCAGCAUCAAUAGUGCAAGUGUAGAAAUUUUAGUAAGCCAAACUGUAAUAAGGUGAUGGAAAUUGGGCGAAGGGGAGAAAUGUGUGUACGUUUGUGUUUGUGGAAAACAAAAGCACCCCGUCGAUACGAAGGAUGUGUUGUGCAUUGGCCAUUAAAAAAUUGUAGUGAUCUAGUGUAACUAAUGACUCGUAGAAAAGCGCGAGUUAGAUGUGAACAAGGUGUUUGCGCAAUUAUCAUUAAGCUUAUGUUA
This is a messenger RNA of Glycine soja, 2173 nucleotides long. Its product is annotated as gamma aminobutyrate transaminase 3, chloroplastic-like. The record is from RefSeq and is a predicted model, not a curated record. The transcript has 19 exons. NCBI's taxonomy places the organism in Eukaryota, Viridiplantae, Streptophyta, Magnoliopsida, Fabales, Fabaceae. Gene Ontology annotation, biological process: biotin biosynthetic process. The coding region runs from base 152 to 1693 and encodes 513 amino acids. Gene Ontology annotation, molecular function: S-adenosyl-L-methionine:8-amino-7-oxononanoate transaminase activity; pyridoxal phosphate binding.